CUUCCAUAGUUUCUCUACUAUCCUUUCUUUACUCGAGGCGAACUAGUUCAAUAGUAUAGGGGCUAAAGCUUAAAUUAACCCUUCUAUACAUUGUGUCCUAACAGUAUAUACGUUCUAGUGCUACUGGAGGGGAAGGAUCUCAUAGCGCAUGCUGCAACGCGCAAAACGCAGACGCAUGUCUAUCAACCGGCCUGUGCAUGAACACCCUCGCUCGACAGCAAAGCCAUUUGCUAUGGGCGACCGCAUGCACGGAUUCCACUUUCAAAGACCCAAGUUGUCCUCAAUAUUGCCUUGGACUCAAUAUCGAUAAUGCUCAUCUCAGAUCCUGCAAUGAUACCUUCUGGUGUUGCGAGACAUCUUAACGGCGCAAGAAUGCUGUGAUACUGCCUUCCGCUUAACGCAACCUAUAGGUCAUGUCAUCGCGCAACUCCAGUCUGGUGGGGUGGCGUUGUUGCCAAUGGCCACGGCCUCUUCAGCCGCUUCAAGCUCACCCAAUACCGAUUCCUCGGCCGAGGAUUCAUCGAAAAUCCCGCCGGGCGCAGUAGCGGGACUCGCAGUCGAGGGCGUUGUCAUUGCGUUGGCUUUCGCAGGGCUAGCGUAUAUAAUUUGGCGAAACAGAGUGCUACGUCGGAAAGUGAAGAGGGCCGAAGCGACGGCAAGUGCCCAACAGCAGCUUCAACAGCAGUACCAGUGGCAGCACCCUCCCUCGUCACAUGCUGGUAUAGCUCCUCCUCAUAUGGAUGCGUACGGCGGCUACGGAAGGCCCGCCACCACAAAUACCUACAACGAGCUCCCGGGACCAGAGCCCGUGGGCUCGGAGCUUCCGACCGAGCCUAGAAGCCCCAAGUCUCCGGCUACUAAGUUUCAGGGAUGAUGUGAUGAUAAAGGUCGUUGUCAAUACUCUUACCCGGGUAUCCAUUAACUUAGGUGGCUUUUAGAUUAAGAUAUCCUGUAAAAGCUCAGUC
Messenger RNA from Daldinia caldariorum, 965 nucleotides. RefSeq lists its product as uncharacterized. The transcript has 2 exons. Lineage: Eukaryota; Fungi; Ascomycota; Sordariomycetes; Xylariales; Hypoxylaceae. The record is from RefSeq and is a predicted model, not a curated record. Bases 458 to 874 code for a protein of 138 amino acids.